Engraulis encrasicolus (European anchovy) is the source of this 2641-nucleotide messenger RNA. It is a transcript of the gene pmelb, whose product is annotated as premelanosome protein b. NCBI's taxonomy places the organism in Eukaryota, Metazoa, Chordata, Actinopteri, Clupeiformes, Engraulidae. Gene Ontology annotation, biological process: melanosome organization. The transcript is spliced from 13 exons. Gene Ontology annotation, cellular component: plasma membrane; melanosome. The record is from RefSeq and is a predicted model, not a curated record. The coding region runs from base 316 to 2247 and encodes 643 amino acids.
UACUAAGAUUUUUUAAACUUUUCAGAACGUUUGCCACUAAAAACCUAAACUAGUGGCAAAACUACUGUAGUAUUAUCAGCUAUCUUAAACGUUUAACUUCUCACAAAGCGCAAGUUAAGCCGUGUGCUGCCCAAUUUAGGCCUACACUGAACGAUAAUAUAAUAUUAGCCAGAUAUAGGCCUACUAAGCUUCAUUUCAUCUUACACAAAACAAAGCACGAUCAUCAACGUGAGCUACAUUAUAAUUCCAUGGACGCCCAAUGUAGGCUAUGAUGUCCACCCAGCUGCUUUCCGGGGACCACACAGACUGUCCACCAUGAAGACCCUCGCAGCCACAUUGGUGCUAGUGGUGCUGGCUACUGCAUUAGCACGACAAGACCAGCAGAGUGAUGCGAAGCCCAGAUUUAUCCGAUACCAGUCAUGGAACAGCAAGAUGUACCCCGUGUGGAAGCAUGGAGACUCACGCUACAAAAGCAGCUGGACGGGAGGGCAAUUAAAGUUUGAUGUUGGCAACGAUGCCCCCACCUUGACGGGAGCCAGGAUAACCUUCACCAUCGAUAUCCAAUUCCCUUCCAACCAGAAGGUCUUGGAGAAUGGAGAAGUCGUCUGGGCUAAGAACACCACUGUGGACGGAAAGGAGUGCCAUGAGGGCCAGUCUGUGUACUCUGAGCAGCGGUCAUCUGAAGAGGAGUGGAAUGCCGUGUUCCCCGAUGGGGUUCCCCUUGGGAAGGACGGGGACAAGAAGCCCCCCUAUGUGUUUGUGUGGAAAGCCUGGGGUCAGUACUGGCAGGUGUGUGAUGGGCCCACCUCCUCCUUGACCAUCCCUACUGACGGUGUUCCUCUGGGCUCCUACCUCAUGGAUGUGGUCAUCUACCACUACCGCAAGAGGGACAAGUUCAUCCCCAUCGGAUACGCCUCCACACAGUUCUCCAUCACUGACCAGAUUCCAUUCGAGGUGAGCCUGUCCCAGGUGAAUGACAUUGAGGAGGAUGACCAGCGCUUCGUCCAGAACCGUGCGGUGGCCUUCAGUGUUACCCUACACGACCCCAGCCAGUACCUGGCCACCUCUGACAUCACCUACAACUGGGAGUUUGGUGACGGCAGCGGCACCGUCAUCUCUAGAGAGAACAGCGUCACCCACACCUACAUGCGGUCGGGAGGCUACCACCCCAAGGUGGUGGUGCAGGCUGCCAUCCCAGACCCCUCCUGUUCCACGCCACCCAACGCCCCCACACCUCCACAGAGCCCCACAUCCAACGCCCCCGCCCUGCCACCCAAGAACCUCACCACAGCAGAACCAGAGGAGGUUGCCAGUGCGCCACUCCACACGAGUGCCCCAGCAGACGCCUCUGGCGGUGGGGACGAGAGUGAGGAUGAGCCCCCUACUGUACCCGCAGGCUCCAUGAACAACCGUGCAUCCUCCAUCAACCCCAACAUGGGCACCGUCACCACUGUCAUUCCCUUGGCCAUCAUCAGGGCUGCUGCCAAGAGGCGUAUGAGUCCAGCUGAAGAUGAGGAGACUGGAUUGAACUCUUACAAAGAUUCAGCUACUACUGCCGCACCGGCUGAGCAGCCCAGUGAGGAUGAGGAGAGGGAGCCUGAGCAGAGGACUGUGGUCGUCACCAAGCGGUUCGCUCCUCGUGGAGACUGCCUCAUCUACCGCUACGGAUCCUUCUCCACCGGAAUACAAAUCGUUGAGGGAAUCGAGAGUGUGGAGAUUGUACAGGUUUCCAGUGUUUUACCAAGGAGCGACCUGGAGCCAAAUGCUAUAGACUUCACCAUCACCUGCAGAGGAAGCCGCCUACCCACUGAGGUGUGCACCGUGUUGUCAGAUGCCAACUGUCUCGUGCCAAUCAAGACAAUGUGCAACCCCAUGCCCGCCACUCCAGACUGUCAGCUGGUGCUAAGGCACUUCUUCAACGACUCUGGCAUCUUCUGUGUCAAUGUGUCCAUGACAAACGAUGUCAGCCUUGCCGCCACCAGCACCAGAGUCAGUGUAAACAUGGGCUCCAAGUUGUCGUCCUCGGGAACAGUUGCUGUGGUGCUAUGUGCCCUGAUAGUAGCAGCAGCCGUUGGGACAGUGGCGUUAACCUACCAACACAUGCGGGGCUACAGGCCUUUGACAGAGCUGCCAGGCCAGGAGCACCAGGCCAAGGAUGAACUCAGCGCCGUCCCCUCCCUCAUGUGGAGCCUGCUGGGUGGCUAUUCGCCCAGAGAUAACCGCACCCUCCUCCGAAGAGUGGUAUAAUCCUGUCACCUCCUUCUGCCCCCCCAUCUCCGGUGCAAGAGUGGAAUGGUCCAUGGCCUCUCUUGUACAGUAUAAGAUCUGCUUCUAGGGCCUAUAGUCAUAGUGUACUGCAGGCCUUGAAGGAGACGUUUUGAAUUUUUUGUUCAUUGUUUCUAAGAUGAUGUCUAAAUACUUUUUAUUUUGUUGUCUUCAGUUUUUGCUAUAUUUGGCUUUUGUACUGGUUUUUAACACACAUUUUUUCUACAUACCGUUUUACUGGCUAAGGAUUGUUAUUUUUUAACAUUUUUUAUAUUUUUUACAUACAUUAGAUCAUACAGAAAACAUAAUUUAAAUCCCCAUCCCACAUCAUGUUUUGACUGGUGCCUUGAUUUCUGGUAUUUUGUAACUUGUUGUA